Sinocyclocheilus anshuiensis is the source of this 1627-nucleotide messenger RNA. It is a transcript of the gene hrh1, whose product is annotated as histamine receptor H1. The record is from RefSeq and is a predicted model, not a curated record. Gene Ontology annotation, molecular function: histamine receptor activity. Gene Ontology annotation, cellular component: plasma membrane. Lineage: Eukaryota; Metazoa; Chordata; Actinopteri; Cypriniformes; Cyprinidae. The transcript has a single exon. Gene Ontology annotation, biological process: positive regulation of vasoconstriction; regulation of vascular permeability; positive regulation of MAPK cascade. The annotation marks the transcript as partial.
UGUGACACAUUGGACUGCUCAAUGGAGACGACUACGAUACUCACCACGACAAACAGCCAAGGAAAAAGAAUUCUUCAAGAGCAUUCCGAACCCAACGUAACAAGUCUUCUGAAUGCGUCCGCUCCCUUCCACCAUCACAUGAACAAUGCGGUGCUGGGCAUUCUGCUUGGCACACUGUCCCUUCUGACGGUUAUCAUGAACCUGCUGGUUCUUUUUGCCGUUAGAAAGGAACGGACUUUACACACGGUAGGGAACCUCUACAUCGUCAGCCUCUCGAUAGCGGACCUCAUUGUCGGGGCUACAGUCAUGCCCUUGAAUCUGGUCUACCUUCUUGAGGACGAGUGGAAACUGGGUCAUGUCAUUUGCCAGUUCUGGCUGGUCAUGGACUAUGUGGCGAGCACGGCCUCCAUUUUCAGCUUGUUCAUCCUUUGCUUGGACAGGUACCGCUCCGUACGCCACCCCUUACAGUACUUGAAGUAUCGGACACGGGGAAGAGCGACGCUGCUGAUUUGUAGCGCGUGGCUUCUCUCCAUGACUUGGAUCAUUCCCAUCCUGGGCUGGCGGAUGUUUGCUCAGGUCGACAGGAAACCAGAGCUGGAGAACCAGUGCGACACGGAUUUCCGCUUUGUGACCUGGUUCAAAGUUCUGACAGCCAUCCUCAACUUCUACAUUCCUUCCUUUCUGAUGCUUCUGUUCUACUCGCAGAUUUUCAUCGCAGUCCGCGAUCAUUACAGAGAGUGGGAGAACUUUGCUGGUCCGAAGGUGAAAACAGAAGCAGAUGACACAUUACAUAAUGGAAUGCAACUGCAGAUAACCAAAGCCUCGGAGAGAGAGAGUCUGGCUUCACAAGCGUAUUCUCAAAACGAGGGCCUACUGGAUCAGUACAGCUUGGAGCAGCCUUACAACUCGAGGGACAAUAACGAGGACACUACCGAUUCCUUGUCUGAGCCAAAGAGGAAGAGUUGCUACAAGAAGAAACCAAUGUUCAGGCUUUCGAAACGCACGAGAAAGAGCGUGCAAGACUCCAACGAGAUUUCGUUUCAGAGCGACGAUGGGGAAACCAUUGCUGAAGGCCCGCCAUCAUUAUCUCUUGCCUUUCUGCAGAAUAACCCUCAGCCCAAAACGUGCAUAAAUGUGAACAACUGUAAUGUGUUAGUGCCAAACUCUGUUGGCAAAAUGUGCGAGAGUGCACCGACUGUGCAUGUCGAUAAUUACACCACGGUUCUCUGCAAUCACAGCACACCACCGUCACCGCCGUCGCCAUGGGCUGAGAACAGCCCUCCGCUGGACGCCACCAAUGCACACCCCGUCAAACAGACAUGGCUAAAGCUCUGUGAACAGUCCAAGCAGAGCAUCCACAGCAUGCGUAUCCGAAAGGAGCGGAAAGCCGCCAGGCAGCUUGGCUUCAUCAUUGGCGUCUUUAUGGUGUGCUGGAUCCCGUACUUCAUCACCUUCAUGGUCACGGCCUUGUGUGAGACCUGUGUGCAUCAUGACCUUCAUAUGUUCACAAUUUGGCUAGGGUACAUCAACUCCACCCUGAAUCCCUUCAUAUACCCACUGUGCAAUGAAAACUUCAAAAGGGUGUUCAAAAAGAUAUUUCAUAUUAAUAGAUAAAGUUUAGGAGAAA